Messenger RNA from Staurois parvus, 302 nucleotides. NCBI's taxonomy places the organism in Eukaryota, Metazoa, Chordata, Amphibia, Anura, Ranidae. The record is from the annotation of a GenBank genome assembly.
UGUUUGAUCCUGACUUCUCUGAUCCUCCCUUCUUCCAGUGCCCCCCUUGUAUCUCCUGAGACAUAUUGUGUGGAGACACUCUGCACAUGCUCAGUUUGGUGCUUAUUGCUAGAGAGUGCUUGUGAUCAGCACAGAGCCAACCAGCACUGUCCACACAGAGGCCAGGGGUUCUGCAUCCUCCUAGAGCAGAAAGAAAACUCCUACAACAAGCUUUAACAUGUGCUCUGCUGGACACUGAUAGAAGUCACAAGACUGCUUUAAAUGCUGAUUAGAAAAGGUAUUUAUCAGUUUAUAUUUACUAA